This is a messenger RNA of Entamoeba histolytica HM-1:IMSS, 3198 nucleotides long. RefSeq names its product WD domain containing protein. The record is from RefSeq and is a predicted model, not a curated record. Lineage: Eukaryota; Evosea; Mastigamoebida; Endamoebidae. Gene Ontology annotation, molecular function: protein binding; protein-macromolecule adaptor activity. Gene Ontology annotation, biological process: cellular response to starvation; cellular response to amino acid stimulus; positive regulation of protein serine/threonine kinase activity. Gene Ontology annotation, cellular component: TORC1 complex; cytoplasm. Bases 1 to 3198 code for a protein of 1065 amino acids. The transcript is spliced from 2 exons.
AUGACAAAAAGUAAUUUAUUUGAACGAGUGAAAAUAAAUAAUGAAGAAUACAUUUCUAUUUGUGGUGUUCAUGAACCACAACACAAAAGUAAAAAAUAUCAAUAUCUUCAAACACCAGGAAUAGUUAGAACGCCACAUCUUAUAAUCUGUUGUUGUUUAAAUAUUGGAACAGAACCACCAGGAUAUAAAAAACCAAAAGUAAGUUCAAAUACAUUUGGAUGGAUUAAUACUAAAGAACAUAAAAAAAGAGAAAUAGGAUAUGAAAUUACAAAUCAACUUGGAAUUCAAUAUCAAAGAUAUUGUACACCAACAGUCUCAACAGAAGGGUUAUGGGAUCCAUCAAUAGAAAAAGUCAAAAAAGCAUGUAUUGGAGCAAGAGAACGAUUUGGGAAAGACAGAAUAUUAUUUCAUUAUAAUGGACAUGGAGUACCAUUACCAACAAUUAAUCAUGAAUGUUGGUUUUUUGAUGAAGAUAUAACUACAUAUGUGCCAAUGAAUAUUAGUGAAAUCUAUGCAUGUUUAGGGGAGAGAGGAGUUUAUGUAUUUGAUUGUCCAUAUUCAGAAAGACUUUUCAAAUGGUUUACAAAACGAAAUGAAAUAAUAAAAAAACAACAUAAAAAAGUAGCAGAAUAUAUUGUUUUUUCAGGAUAUGGAGAUUUACAAGCACCUCAAACAAAUCCAAAUUAUCCAAUAGAUAUAUUUUCAACAUGUUUAACGACACCAUUAUCAAUGGCAAUAUUAGACUAUUAUUAUUCAACAGAAUGUAUUAUUCCUAUACCAACGUCAUUUUUAAAAACAUUACCUAUAGAAAAUAAAACAAAAAUACAACCAUUUUCAGAAUUAUAUGCUAUUUUAACAUCUAUUAUAGAAGCAAUUGCAUGGAAUGUAUUACCAGCAGAACUUUUUAUGAAAUUAUUUAGACAAGAUAUUGCUGUAGCAUCAUUAUUUAGACAUUUUAUUUUGGCAUGUAGAAUAAUGAAAAAAUUUAAUUACAAACCACAAUCAUUUCCAGAACUUCCAGAUACAUCAAAUCAUUUAUUAUGGAAAACAUGGGAUAGUGUAUUAGAACUUGCAAUUCCUAAAUUGAUUAAUUCAACAAGACAAAUUAAUUAUUUACCAUCACCAUUUUUUAAUAAUUUAAUAAUAUCAUUAAAAACAUGGUUAUCAAUUCAUCCAGAUAAACCAUCUAAACCAUGUAUCUUACCAAUGAUAUUUCGAUUAUUUUUAAGAAAAGACUAUACAUAUGAAGUAUUUGGAUUAAUUUGUGAAUAUGUAGAUUUAGGAUUUUUUGCAUGUGAUCGAGUUGUUAAUAUUGGGUUUAUACCAUUAUUAGUACAAAGUUUAGAAAAAGAAGGAUUAGAAGAAUUUGGUGUUUUUUGUUUAGCAAAGAUAUUUUCAUAUGACUCAAGCCUUAUUUCACAUUACCUUAGAGGGUCUAUUAGAACAUUAAUCAGAAUUGUUCAAAAAGGAGAAAAUCCAAAAGAAAGUAUCUGUGGAUUAUUUUUAUUAGCACAAAUAUUUGGAGAUGGAGAAGUUAUGAAACAAAUUGAUACAAAAGGACUUUAUAAUAUUUUUAUUGGAACGUCUAGAAGAGAGAAUUGGCUAAUUAAAGUUUGGUCAAUGGUAUGUUUAGCACGUCUUAUUGAACAAGAAACAACAAAAAGAGGAAUUUAUGAGAAUGCACAAAUACAAGGAAUGAUAAUAGAAUUAUCUAAAGACAAAAAGCCACUUGUACGAAGUUCAGUAAUUUAUUUAAUAAUGCAUGGAAUACCACAACCAAGAAGCGAAGAAACACAAGAAAUGUUAAAUGGAUUACAAGGGAUAAUAUUUGAAUUAGCAAAAGAUGGAUGUCCUACAGUAAGAAGUUUACUUGUUGUUUUAAUCUUUAAAAUUAUGUCAAGUGGAUAUAAUGGAAAUAAAUAUCAAGAAGUUUUAGAAUAUUUAGCAAAUGAUCCAGAUCCAGAUGUUAUUAGAGCAUCAGAAGGAUUAAUAACAUUAAAUGAAAAGAUCAAAGGGUCAAGAAUAAAUAUGAGAAAACAAAUGGCAUCACCAUUAGAGCAAUUUAUUAAGACAAGCAAAAAAAUAUUUGAUGAUUUAAUAGAGAGAUUUUAUUGUUCUAUUAGAGACAUAUUUAGAAAACCAUUAUUAAUAGAAGUUAUUAAUGAAAAUAAAAGAGCAAAAAAAGAAUGGUUUGAAAAACAGUCUAUUGCAACACAAUCAAGUUGUAGAGAUUUAUAUAUUGAUAUUCCAAAUAGAGAAAUGAAAGAAGAAAGUAAAUUAACGAUAAUAAAUAAUAUGUAUAUUCCUAAAAAAGUUAUUUUCCAUCCUACACUUCCAGUUAUUUUAAGCGAUGUUGGACAUGAUAGUAUUGGAAUAUAUGAAUAUAAAGUUAGUCCAUUUCCAACAAAAACAUUUUCAAAUUUUAAUGCAAUUAACACAUCAAUUAAUUUUAUUGAUUGGAUGAAUAAAAGUGAUUCAUUAUUAAUAUCAGGAUGUGAAGAUGGAAGUAUUAGAAUUUGGGGAGAUUGGUCAAAUGAACAUAAGUCAGUUAGUUCAUGGAGAGGAAUUCCAAACCAAGGAAUAAGCAAAGCACGGUUUUCAACAAUAACAAACAAUAGAAUUUGUGUAGGAGCUGAUUAUUCCAUAUGUGUUUGGGAUGCCGAAUUAGAAGAAUGUAUUAAUACAUUUAAAAUAGAAGAGACAGUAAGUUGUUUAAGUCCAUUUAGUGAUAAGUCAUUUUUUUGUGGAGGUAGUAAUGGAACAGUCAAUAUUAUUGAUAUUCGAUGUGAAAAUAUUAGUCAAUGGAAAGAACAAAAAAGGGAAAUUGUAAAUGUAGGAUAUUCUACUAGAUCAUUUACAGUUGUUACAACAAGUAAAGGAGAAACAUCAGAAGUUUGUUUAUAUGACAUAAGAAAAAUAAGUGAAAGUCAAAGUUGUAAAGCAUAUAAAACAAUUGAUAUUCCUGAAAUUACUAGUGCAUGUGUACAUGAAGAAGCACCAUAUUUUGCUAUAGGAACAACAAAUAAUUAUGUUCAACUUUAUAAUGUAAUAACAGGAACAAAAUAUCAAGAAUUAAAAUCAUAUGAAAAUAUCUUUAGAUUUAAAUCAUAUCCAGUUAAUUCUGUAAGUUUCCCAGACUAUAACUUUUCAUUAGCAGUUACAACAAAUACCAAUAUUAUUAUUUAUUCACUUAAUUAA